Brassicogethes aeneus is the source of this 4370-nucleotide messenger RNA. The record is from the annotation of a GenBank genome assembly. Lineage: Eukaryota; Metazoa; Arthropoda; Insecta; Coleoptera; Nitidulidae.
GUCGCUUGCUUCGGCCACGUAAGAUUGACAGUGACAAUUUCAUAUUUCUUUGGAAAAAUAAAAAUGUCCAAAUGUGCUAGUUUAUAGUGAUAUGUGCUGAAUUACAAGGAGAGAAAAAAUGUCACAAUCAAACAUGACCGAUCAAAACAUCCCCAACGGAAUUCCACCCCAAUUCCAAAUGAAUGGAGCGCAUUCAAGUCAAUCUUCGAGGGACCCCUCACCCCUGCCUCGUCUGGGUACCAUUCCAAUGUCUCAGCUGCCUCCAGGCAGAGCAGGAAUCCCAUCCAACCAACUGCCUGCUUCUAGAUCCCCAAUAACAACCUUGACUCAGAAAGUGGGCCAAAUGAAUGUAACCCCAAACAUAAGUCCAAAAUUUAGUACUUCGACGCCAAACCAACCAGCAAUUGGCAGUGCUUUUGUUCAAAACAGUGCUUUUUCGCCCAUCUCCUCUAAUCCAGUGUCGAAUAGAACACCAGUGUUGGAAAACGUACCGUUGAACAGUGACAAAGUGAGUGCUACAAGUAUGAAUCCAGUUCAAGGUCAGCUAAACAAACAUUUAACUUCACAAAGUCAACAAAGAUCUAGCCCACAAUAUUUUAACGGCUCUCAACAGCCCCAAAGUCAAAGUUCGCCGAACUUCACUCAAAAACCUGCCCAGAAUCCAAAUUUGCCAAAUUACUUUAACAACCCCAGCAAAAAUUCUAUGCCACAGCUUGGAGGUCAACUCCCCCAAAAUAAUUUUACACCUCAAAGCCAAAAUCAUGCUCCCCCUCUUGGAAGGCCUACUAUGGGUAUACCUCCCCAAAAUAACAACUCUGCUCCACCUCUUGGAAGACCUACUACAGGUAUACCUCCCCAAAAUAACGUCACACCCUCCCAAAGCCAAAAUUCCACUCCACCCCUUCAACAACAUCAAUUUGGUGGACCCAGCGCAAGUUUACCUCCUCAAAGUAAUGUCCCACCCCCCCAAACUCAAAAUUCCAUUCCACCCCUUCAACAACACCAAUUUGGUGGACCCAGUGCAAGUUUACCUCCUCAAAGUAAUGUCCCACCCCCCCAAACUCAAAAUUCCAUUCCACCCCUUCAACAACACCAAUUUGGUGGACCCAGUGCAAGUUUACCUCCUCAAAGUAAUGUCCCACCCCCCCAAACUCAAAAUUCCAUUUCACCCCUUCAACAACACCAAUUUGGUGGACCCAGUGCAAGUUUACCUCCUCAAAGUAAUGUCCCACCCCCCCAAACUCAAAAUUCCAUUUCACCCCUUCAACAACAUCAAUUUGGUGCACCCAGUGCAAGUUUACCUCCUCAAAAUAACGUCCCACUCCCCCAAACUCAAAAUUUUGCUCCUCCCCUUCAACAAAAUCAAUUUGGUAGGCCAACUGCAGGUCCACCUUUGAAUCAAGGCCCUCAAAAUAACAUUACACCCCCUCAAAGUCAAACAACAACUCCACCUGUUCAGCAAAAUCAAUUUGGCAAACCCAGUGGAAGUUUACCGCCCCAAAGCAAUCCUCAACCUCCUAUGAUGGGCCAAAACCAGUUUGGCAAACUUAACACGGCCGCACCUCAAAAUUUGAGGCCAAGUAUGCCUCAACCCGUUUUAAAUAGUUUCCCUCAACAAAAACCUCCUAUGAGUAAUUUGGCCCAACAUACAAGGCCCCCAAACGCAAAUUUCCCCCCUCAACCCCAACAAAAUCAGUUUGUUGGUCAACCUCAACAAAACUCUUACUACCCACCUUCUAACAUGAAUUUCAACAACAACCAAGCUAGACCGCCGAUGCCUCAACAACCACAAAAUUACGUGCCUCCGCAGACUAUACCUCAAAUAGCAGCAACUCAAAAUGUUCCGCUCAAAAAUCCGCUGUUUAACAACCGAUACCCGGCAGCCCAGGUAGCACCUCAACCGCAAAUGGGCUACAAACAACAACAACAACAAACAGAACAGCAACCAAAUUAUUACCCCACUAAAGCCCAAUACCCGGCGACUGCAGGGGGGUAUGAUGGCGUGGUUCAAUCAGGUUUCGGGAAAUUCUGGGGCACGGAAAACUACGAUUUACUGCAAACGACGAAUAUUCUCCCGCCGGUUAAGGUGGAGGCGCCACUUGUUCACUUGGGCAAGGAGGCUUUGGAUAACGCCAACUGCAGCCCGGAAAUUCUGAGGUGCACUCUGACGAAAAUACCCGAGAACAACGGGUUACUGCAGAAGAGCAGGCUGCCUUUGGGCGUUCUGAUACACCCGUUCAAGGAUUUAAACCACUUGCCCGUGAUACAGUGCAACGUCAUCGUGCGAUGCCGGACCUGCAGGACCUACAUAAACCCUUUCGUGUACUUCGUCGACAACAAGCGGUGGAAAUGCAAUCUGUGCUACCGAAUCAACGAACUGCCGGAAGAGUUCCAAUACGAUCCGGUCAGCAAGAGUUACGGGGACCCGUCCAGGCGGCCGGAAAUAAAAGCCAGCACCAUAGAGUACAUAGCCCCUCAGGAAUACAUGCUGCGGCCCCCUCAACCGGCCGUGUACUUAUUUUUGUUGGACGUUUCUCGUAUGGCGGUGGAAAGCGGGUACUUGGUGUCGGUGUGCUCGAUUCUUCUGGAAGAAUUGAAGAAUUUGCCAGGGGACGCUAGGACUCAAAUAGGCUUCAUAGCCUACGACUCGGCCCUGCACUUUUUCAGCCUCGCCGAGGGCUUGAGUCAGCCCCACGAGAUGACCGUUUUGGAUGUCGACGACAUCUUUUUGCCCUGCCCGGACAACCUGUUGGUCAACAUGAAGGACAGGAUGGAUCUUGUUACCGACCUGCUCGGACAGUUGCCUACAAGGUACAACCAAUCGUACGACACGAAUUCGGCGCUGGGGGCGGCGCUGCAAGCAGCGUACAAGAUGAUGUCGGCCACGGGGGGGCGCGUCACCGUGUUCCAAGCGGCGUUGCCGAACGUCGGCCCCGGCGCGCUCGCAGCGCGGGAAGACCCCUCGCAGAGGGCAACCGUGGAAGUGAACCACCUAAACCCGGCCAACGACUUCUACAAGCGGCUCGCGUUGGAGUGCAGCGGACAACAGAUCGCCGUCGAUCUGUUCGUGCUGAACUCGCAGUACGUGGACAUCGCGACCGUGUCGGGCAUAUCGCGCUUCAGCGGCGGCUGCAUGCACCACUACCCGCUGUUUAAAUCGUCGCGAACGCUGCAGAGCGAGAGCUUCGAGAGGUGCUUUAAGAGGUAUUUAACGAGGAAAAUCGGGUUCGAGAGCGUAAUGCGCAUCAGGUGCACGCGCGGUUUAGCCAUACACACCUUCCACGGCAACUUCUUCGUUAGAUCCACGGAUCUGCUAUCUCUGCCGAAUAUAAACCCCGACGCCGGUUUCGGUAUGCAGGUGUCUAUAGAGGAGAGUUUAUCCGACGUGCAGACGGUGUGUUUUCAAGCCGCGUUGCUGUACACGUCGUCGAAAGGCGAGCGCCGCAUACGAGUCCACACCUUAUGUCUCCCCGUAGUUUCUACUCUACAAGACGUGAUAAACUCCGCCGAUCAGCAGUGCAUAGUGGGUUUGCUGUCCAAGAUGGCGGUGGAUAGAUCGAUGCAAGCCAACUUAUCAGACGCGCGGGAGGCGUUCAUCAACGUAGCCAUAGAUAUUCUUUCGAGCUAUAAAUUCUCGUUGAACCUGGGCGACGGGCAGUCCGGUCUAAUGGCGCCCAACUGCCUCAAACUCCUACCCCUCUACAUCUCCGCGCUCCUCAAACACACAGCGUUCCGCACGGGCACCACCACGAGACUGGACGACCGAGUGAAAGCGAUGAUGGACAUGAAGUCCAAACCCCUGCACCUGCUGAUACAGCAGAUCUACCCGGAUUUGUACCCGAUACACGAUCUGGAAAACCAACAAAUGAUCGUUACCGAGGAGGAGACGAUUCCGAUGCCACCCAGGCUGCAACUAUCCGCGCGCCUCCUAGACAACUCCGGCGCCUUUUUGAUGGACACGGGGGAGCACAUGAUCCUGUUAAUAGCCCCCAACUGCCCGCGCCCAUUUUUAAACGACGCCUUAGGCGUGGCAGACUACGACUCCAUAACGGAGCAGAUGUACGAGAUACCGACCCUCGACAACCCGCGCAACCAAAGACUUUUGAGCUUCGUGAACUUCCUCAACGAGGAGAAACCGUUCGUGGCAACGUUGCAAGUGCUGCGCGACAACAGCGCCAACCGACACGUGUUCUUCGAACGGCUCGUAGAGGACCGCGUGGAGAACGCCCUCUCCUACCACGAGUUCCUGCAGCACCUCAGGACGCAAGUGAAAUAAUCGCGAUGAACGUUUUUUGCCGCGCGAAUGCAAAAUUAUUGCUUGUAUUUAAAAGCACAAUCCACACAACAAGGUCUGUUCUAUCUCAUGCUAA